AUGACCGAUGACCAGCUGACAUCGCAGCGCUUCAGGGAGGUGACCCUGCUGCACCCGACCUGGAUGUACCAUCGCCGGAUUUGGGAGCGCGUUGGUGGCUACACGCAAGACACCUCGGUGGGCGAGGACAUCGUGUUUUUCCACAAGCAUUUGGAAGCCAACGGCUUGCUCCUGAGGGUGCCGCGGCCACUGCUGCGGUACCGCUGCCACCCUGGCCAGCGAUCCUGGCGACUCCCGCGGCGAGCGGUGCAGGACGCCAAGGUGGCCGCCUUCGAACGCCAGGUUCUCGUCUCGGAGCCCUGGAGCCAAGGUUUCGGCGUGGUCGGCGCCGGCCGAGACGCCCGCGAUUUCUGCAAGGCCCUGUCGGAUGCCGCACGGCAGCUCGUCACGGAGUUCUACGAGGUGGACGAGAAGAAGCUCGGGAAGACGAUCUCGCUUCCCACAGCGAACGCCUCCAUGCGCCAGGUUCCUGUCGUUCCGCAACGGACCUUGCGCGCGCCCUUUGUGGUGUGCGUCGCCCUGGAGCGUGGUUUCGGGGUGCUCGAAGCGAUCGAGCGCGACGCCCCGGCGGCGGUGGAGGGAGUUGACUUCUUCCACCUGGUCUGA
Symbiodinium natans is the source of this 606-nucleotide messenger RNA. Lineage: Eukaryota; Dinophyceae; Suessiales; Symbiodiniaceae. The record is from the annotation of a GenBank genome assembly.